Molecule: messenger RNA, 3377 nt
Organism: Chelonoidis abingdonii (Abingdon island giant tortoise)
Lineage: Eukaryota; Metazoa; Chordata; Testudines; Testudinidae
Source: RefSeq, a predicted model, not a curated record
ACCUCAGCACAGGUAGGAGUGCCCGCCUUGGGCAGCCAGGGCCUGCUGUGAGCCUGCCCUCUCAGUUGGUCAGGGAUUAGGGCAGAGGGCCCUUUUGGACUUGGCAUGAGGUCCAACAAACCCCUCUCCCUCCUGCAGCUCAGUACUGCUGGCAACUGCCCUGCUGAGGAGGUCUGAGAGCAGGCAGCCAAGAUGAGUAGGGCACAGGGGAGACCACAGGGAAAAGCUCCAUCAGGCAGGGCAUGAACAGCCACUCUCGCCUUAGUGCUCAAACCCCACAGAGGAAAGGACUCUGACCAGCAUAGCUGGGUCAUGGCUUCAGCCAAAAGGGGAGAGGGAAGUGGACAGCAACGAGCAGCAGUGCCCCUGAGUGGGGCCAGGCCAUGGACUGUGUGAGGCAGGAGUGCUGGCAGAGCCUUUAGGGCAGUGCCGCAGCCACUGACUGCACUCACACAUGUGCUCUGUCAUAGCUCGGCUGCUCACCCAUUGCUGGCUGGGGCUCUGAUGUGUUUUUUUCCCUGUCUUUGGGCAAAGAGGUGCUGAGACCUCUCAGACAGGACCCCCUGGUGCUGAGGCGUUCCCAUUGGAACCCCAGCCUCGGCCCUGACCUAGCCCUUAAGAGACCAGACUAUGGCUGAGAAUUUUAGAUGAUACAAAACACAACUUGAAACAGCCCCUUGCUGUAGCCAUUGAUGUAACCAGUCGCACUGCCGGCCCCACUGCUGAUCACUCGGCCGACACGCCAGCCCCUCUGCCUGCCCACAUCUGACCCUAUUGAUGGCCCACCAGCCCUGCUGCCGGCGCACUGGCCCCGUUUGUGGACUGCUGGCCCCUCUACCAGCCCCAGUGAUGGCUCCGCUGUCUGUCCAUAGCUCUGCUGCCAGCCCAGGCACUUCUGCCUCCCUGGCCCCAGUGCGUCUCUGGACCCCUCUUUGUUCCAUGCCCAGGGCUGGGAGAGAGGCCAAAACUGGGCUUCGUCAGCCAUGUGGUACCAGGAGUGUGUCUUGAUUUGUACCCCAGGGCAGCAACGCUCCCCUCUCAAUGAGUUCCAGAGGCUCAAAGCAACCCAGCUGCUAUCCCUGACCCAGCGAGGCUCUGGCCCAGAGCAGGAUGAGCCUUCAGACACUGAGGAGUGUGCCAGGCGCUGCACGGUACUGUUGGACUGCAGGGCCUUUCACUUCAACCACCAGCGCCAUAGCUGCCAGCUACUCCCAUGGACCCAGCACUUGUCAGACAUCCACAUUAAGAAGAACGUCCACUAUGACCUCUACCAGAAGAAAGAUUAUAUGCAGAAUUGCAUUAGGGGAGAUGGGAGGAGCUACCGGGGCAUGCGGUCCACGACGGAGGAGGGGAAGAACUGCCAACAGUGGAGGCUGACGUUUCCCCAUGAUCACAGGUUUUCGCCCUCUCUGCGGAACGGCCUGGAAGAGAACUACUGCCGGAACCCAGACAGAGAUGAGCGGGGUCCAUGGUGCUAUACCACAGACCCGGCCGUCCGGCACCAGAGCUGUGGUAUCAAGAAGUGUGAAGACGCCGUGUGUGUGUUGUGUAACGGGGAAGAUUACCGAGGACUGGUGGACCACACGGAAUCCGGGCGGGAGUGCCAGCGCUGGGACCUGCAGCACCCCCACAAGCAUCCGUACCAUCCCCACAAAUACCCUGAGAAGGAUCUGGAUGACAAUUACUGCCGCAACCCUGACAGCUCCGUGGGCCCCUGGUGCUACACCACAGAUCCUGCCCGGGAGCGGGAAUACUGCCACCUCCGCAAAUGCAGUAAGUGAUCAGAGAAACGCCCAGGCGUGGCAGACACCACCACCAGCUGCUUCAAGCACAAAGGCGAAGGCUACCGGGGAAAGGUGAACGUCACCACGUCAGGAAUCCCUUGCCAGCGCUGGGACGCCCAGACCCCUCACCGGCACCACUUCCGCCCCGAGGAAUAUGAAUGCAAGGACCUGCGGGAGAAUUACUGCCGGAACCCUGAUGGCUCAGAGGCCCCCUGGUGCUUCACCAGCCUGCCCAGCAUGCGCGUCGCCUUCUGCUUCCAGAUCAAACGCUGCAGCGAUGAGGUGGAGGCGGAGGACUGUUACCAGGGAAAUGGUGAACUAUACAGAGGCAAGAUCAGCAAGACCCGGAAUGGCAUCACUUGCCAGAAGUGGUCAGCAGCCUCGCCCCACACACCCCAGAUCUCUCCUGCCACGUUCCCCGCCACGAACCUGGAGGAGAAUUAUUGCCGGAACCCCGACAACGACAGCCACGGGCCCUGGUGCUACACCAUGGACCCCAGCACCCUGUUUGAUUACUGUGCCAUCAAGCCCUGCGCAGGUGACAAGCCGCUAUCCAUCCUGGAGACUGCAGAUAAUGUGGUUUUCGCCGAGUGCGGAAAGAGGGACGAACGCCUCCAGCUGAAGGGCCGUAUCGUUGGGGGGCGCCCCGGGAACUCACCUUGGACUGUCAGCAUCCGCAACCGGAAAGGACUGCAUUUCUGUGGAGGAUCACUGGUGAAGGAGCAAUGGGUCAUCAGCACGCGCCAGUGCUUCUCCUCCUGUGACGCUGACUUGUCUACCUACGAGGUCCAACUUGGGACCCUCUUCAAGGACCCCAGUCCCAGCGACCCUGACAAGCAGGCUCUCCGCAUACUAAAACUUGUCUGCGGGCCGUCCGCCUCUGACCUGGUCCUGCUGAAACUGGCCAGGCCAGCGACUCUGAACAAGCGGGUGGCUCUCAUCUGCCUCCCACCAGAGCGGUACGUCGUUCCCGAGAACACAGAGUGCGAAAUCGCUGGAUGGGGUGAAACCGGAGCUACUGGCAACAAAACUCUGCUCAACGUAGCCAAGCUACCCGUGAUGAGCAACAAGGAGUGCAACAUGGCGCUCAGAGGCCAGGUGAAGGAGAGUGAGCUGUGUACUGCGCCCCUGCGAGCCGGGGUCGGGGCCUGUGAGGGCGACUAUGGGGGGCCGCUGGCCUGCCUGACCCAUGACUGCUGGGUGCUGGAGGGCGUCAUCACCCCUGUGCGUGUGUGUGCCCGCAAGGACAAGCCAGCUGUCUUCACUCGUGUGUCGCUCUACGUCGAUUGGAUCAACAAAGUGAUGAGGAUGCUCUGAGCGUCUGGGGGGGGGUCCCAGCUCGAUCCCCAAAGAGCUCAGCACUGCUUUCCUCUCCGUUUGGUGAUGGCCGUGGGCUCUGACAUCUACGUUCACCCAUGGCAAACUGUGCUAAGCCCUCGCAGCAACCUCGGGCAAGGCUCUGAGUCCAGAUUGUCUGUCCCAUGUGCUGAGAGCAACCCAGGUCAGCUCGUCCCUGAGCUAUGGCAACCGGCCCUAGGAGAGGGAGUACUCAUGGUUACUAUAUUGGCUGAUUUCAAUAAACUCCUCAAGGUG